AUGACGUGGGGCUCCAGUUGGUUGGGCGAACAAAGGAUAAACCUCAGGCCUCAACCAUCGAUUGACAGAGGAAGCCAUUGGACGCUGCUGCAGGACGGAAGAAACGAGAGCGGACGGACGACAACGAAAGUAGCGGACGACUCGCAACUAGGGGCCCUGUUGCGAACAAACUUCCUGAGAGUGUGCUCAACAUAUUUCUCUCCUUCUGCAAAGUUCUCCAACACUCCUGCAGUUUUGACUGCUGUUGGCUUGCUGCUGACAGAGGCAACAAAGGAGAAACCUUCCAUUGGCACGGUAAUUACAGUAGGACCUAGUCCUCUGGAUGAACAGGGUAACGGAAAGCCACUGACUGUUUCACCGGGAAACACACCCUCGUUCUUCUCCCCUCACCCGAGCUCUCCUUCUCCGGCACCGGCGACCGAUCCGGUCAGCAUCUUGACGAUCGACAAUGGUGUGUUCGAGGUCCUCUCUACCAGCGAAGACACCCACUCGGGAGGAGAAGACUUCGACCACAGAGUGAUGGACUACUACAUCAGCAAGGACAACAAAGCUCUGGGAAAGCUCCAUUGGGAGUGCGAACGCGCCAAGCGAGCACUGAGCAGCCAGCACCAAGUCCGCGUCGAGAUCAAAUCCCUCUUUGAUGGCGUCGAUUUCUCGGAGCCAUUGACGAGGGCGAGAUUUGAAGAGCUGAACAUGGAUUUGUUCAAGAAGACGAUGGGUCCCGUGAAAAAAGGUCUAGAGGAUGGGUCUGAAAAGACGGAUAUUCACGAGAUUGUGCUUGUUGGAGGCAGUACUCGUAUUCCCAAGGUCCAGCAGCUUCUGAAGGAGAUGUUCGACGGGAAGGAACCCAACAAGGGUGUUAAUCCUAGUGAAGCUGUUGCUUAUGGCGCUGCCGUUUCUUCCAGCAUUUUGGUUCUGUUCGUUGUAGACAUUCUUUUGCUCGAUGUUGCGCCACUUAGUCUAAGGAUUGAAACGGUUGGUGGGGUGAUGACCAAAUUGAUCCCAAGGAACACGAUUAUCCCCACCAAGAAAUCUCAGGUUUUUACGACCUACGAAGACCAGCAAACGACUGUGUCGAUCAAGGUCUAUGAAGGUGAGAGGAGCCUAACCAAGGAUUGUCAUGAGCUUGGAAGAUUUGAUCUCUCGGGCAUUCCACCUGCUCCAAGGGGAGUUCCACAGCUUGAGGUUACGUUUGAGGUGGACACGAAUGGUAUUCUUCAUGUGAGGGCGGAGGACAAGGCGGCCAAGAAAUCAGAAUCAAUCACCAUAACAAAUGACAAAGGGCGUCUCAGCCAGGAGGAGAUAGCGAGGAUGGUGAAGGAAGCAGAGGAAUUCGCAGAGGAGGAUAGGAAGGUGAAGGAGAAGAUCGAUGCGAGGAACAAACUGGAGACGUACGUCUACAACAUGAAGAGCACCAUCAACGACAAGGACAAGCUCUCUGAUAAGAUCGAUUCCGAUGACAAGGAGAAGAUCGAGAGCACACUGAAGGAGGCGCUGGAGUGGUUGGACGAUAACCAGAGUGCGGAGAAGGACGAUUACGAAGAGAAGUUGAAGGAGGUAGAAGCAGUGUGUAAUCCGAUCAUAAAGCAAGUAUACGAGAAGAGUGGUGGAAGCUCUUCAAAGUCGCGAGAUGAAGAUGAAUCCAACGACGAGUUGUAGAUACAGAAACAGAGUAGACAGUCUUUCACUUACCGUAUCUCAUGAUUUCAUCCUCUUCAUUUUUUUGUUUUUUUUUUUUUUGUUCUGGUUCUUGUAAAGUAGAAAACCUGGAAACCAGAAAAUGGAAAUUUCGGAAUACUUUAAAAUCUUA
Messenger RNA from Nelumbo nucifera (sacred lotus), 1810 nucleotides. NCBI's taxonomy places the organism in Eukaryota, Viridiplantae, Streptophyta, Magnoliopsida, Proteales, Nelumbonaceae. The record is from RefSeq and is a predicted model, not a curated record.